AUGUCAGACUCGGACUCGACUCGACCUGUUCGACUGCGCGUAUCGAAUAAAAAGGCAUACGUCUGGGAUGUAGACGACAUAGCUACAAUCCGAUCUAAGUAUCGUUUGUGUGGUGUACUGUCUGGUACACUCCCACAUUUAUCCCAGCAGAACGUAUUUCUGGGCAUACCACUCGUGCUACUCCCGGAAGAAGCUGUGCUGCUGGUCGAAACAGGCGCUGCAGUCCUCGUCGACGACCCAUCUGCCCAUACCCACCCCUUCCUCUGCGAGAUACAAGACUGGAAUAAAGAGCAAGAAGAUGCAAUGAAAGCUCAAUUGGCGUUACUCGAAGAGAAAGUGGUGAAAGAGAGUUCAGGUUCAGGGAGGGCGCUGUCGGAGGAGGCUCAGAGGAAGAGGAGGGAAAGGGAGGAGCGGAAAAAGGCUUUAGCAGCUUCUGCCCAGAAGGAAGAAGGCGAAGAAGGCCCUUCUUCGGCAGCGGAACCAUCUGCUGCACCUUCUUCGAAAACGCCAGAACCGCCCUCUACGACUGCAGCAUCGCCUGCUGCACCCCCGACGACGGAGAAGACGUUCAGCAAAACCUCUUCGACACCAUACACUAUCACGAUCCCUGCCUCUUCGAACUCCUUGUCGUGGUAUCACGAUGGGGACAAGUCGAAUGUCUACACAACACUGGAGGAGGCCAAGGCAGCGGGCAUUUGGGACUACCCUUCUAACCUCGAAGAGCGUGCUCGAUGCGGGGUGUUCAAAGGGCUAUGGGAUCAAGGAUACUUCAUGGGCGGAGGAAUCAAGUUUGGAGGAGAUUACCUCGUCUAUCCAGGUCAUGCCUUCCCUUUCCCUCUCGAGUAUGACCUGCUGAUACCAGUCCAAUAG
Coprinopsis cinerea okayama7#130 is the source of this 870-nucleotide messenger RNA. RefSeq lists its product as hypothetical. Bases 1 to 870 code for a protein of 289 amino acids. The record is from RefSeq and is a predicted model, not a curated record. The transcript has 2 exons. Gene Ontology annotation, biological process: tRNA-type intron splice site recognition and cleavage; tRNA splicing, via endonucleolytic cleavage and ligation. Gene Ontology annotation, cellular component: tRNA-intron endonuclease complex. Lineage: Eukaryota; Fungi; Basidiomycota; Agaricomycetes; Agaricales; Psathyrellaceae. Gene Ontology annotation, molecular function: nucleic acid binding; tRNA-intron lyase activity.